GUCCACAGACGCAUGUCCCGCGGUGAAACGAGUCCAGAUCGUGUACACGGGCUCGGAGCCGUUGUCCAUGUAUCAUGCAGAGUUUUGGCAAAAAUGCUUUCCUGAAUUGUUUCCAUAUGGAGACGGUGUAUUCGGUCUUCGGCGGGCGACCCCGCUGACCUUUCGUGAGUGGGCUGCGUAUUUGCUGGAACGUGUGGAGUUGGAGUAUGAUGUCCCAGUUCCAGCUGAAGAGUCGGAGCCAACUUUGCAGGCCCUGGCGGUGGCAGGCCAGCAAACUGAUGGCGGGGAGAGGGAAACUGUGGCCAACGACUCUUGGAAGCGCAUGGAGUUGGUGCGGUGUGCCUCCUCGUAUGUUCGACGGCGCAGUUUCAAGCAGUCGUUGAAGACUGUCUUGGACUGCACCUCCGAGAAACUGUCCGAUGCCGUGAGAUUGCUGGGAGAGAAGGCGAACAUGGUGGACGUGUUCCGUUCCAGCAACGUGCAUGCCGAUAUCAAGAACGCGUUGCUGGACUUGCAUCACUUCUCCAGCGAAAUCGUGGGCAGCGACGGCGCGCGGCAGCAGUUGCGGCACGAGCAAAGCGGCGCGAUGCUUUUGCGUGGCGGCAUCGAUGGUUUUUUGACUCCGAAUGUAGCUGAUGUGCGUAACCCGUUGAUGGUUGUUCUACACGCCGGAUGUGUUGUGCAUCCAGAUGGCGGGCUGGAUGCGAACGGUGAAGCAGAAAAAUUCGAUGUUUCUUUGCUGGACGAGGAACCUAAGAUGCCCUCGGCGAAGAAGAUGCUGGAGUUGGUAGCCAUGAACCCGGUCGCCCAAGCGCAAUUUUUCAUAGUCUCUAUGCAGUUGUUUUUGGAGCACGUGCUGGGGAUCAUGCCCUUCGAUGAGCAGCUGCGUGCGAAUGGUGCUCGCGGUGGAUGUGCGUGGCCCGACGGUGUCGCUGCUACUUUCAUGGGAGGCAGUUUUCCGGCGAUCUACCAAUUGCAUGGGCCGAUCGAAGAGCAAGCUCGACUCAGUCUUCAUCCGCAUAUCGUGUUGCAUUUCGUGAACCGACCUUCCAGUCGCUGGCUCAAGUCCAUUUUGCGGCUGGAGACGGACGAG
Molecule: messenger RNA, 1093 nt
Organism: Symbiodinium necroappetens
Lineage: Eukaryota; Dinophyceae; Suessiales; Symbiodiniaceae
Source: the annotation of a GenBank genome assembly